GAAAUCCUGGAGAGAUAUUUUAGAUGAGAAGUUGCUGAUGAUGAGGAUGAUGAGGAUGAGGAUGAUGGUGAUGUUUGAGGGCUGGUUUUUUGCAGCCAUUUAUUUUUCGUUGUCUUGGUCUGGCACAUCCAGUCAGGAGAGUGUGGGAGAGGACCCUGCCCCCACAGCACAUUAUAAAGUCCUACCUAACAAGAACAAUCUGUGCGCAGGCCGGAGAGCUCAGACACUGUCAGGGAAACUGAAGGGGGAGGAGAACAGAGGCGAGGCAGAAGGAGGGAUUUUUCCUCAUGGUUAAUGACAUCGUUUUUUUGGUACUAUCCAGACAAACCUCCAGCCUGAAAUCUGAAACUGCAGAAGUGGUGUGGCUCCGCAAGCAUUCGCUACUCUUUGCUGUGCUCUCUCUCUAUCUCUCAGUUCACUUUUUCCAGACUGGUUUCACUCAUCCUCCAUCACAGAGUCACUUCUUCUGCUACAGCGGAUGAUCCUGAGGGGAAACGAUGCUCCCGAUGGCCCUUCAUCACAUUGGUCUGGCUGCGGUGUUUUGCAUCAGCAGCAGUCUGGCCACACCUCUACCUUUUUACAGUUCUCUGGAGGGAAGUACAGACGAGGAAGAGCUCAGUAACUUAACUUCUUCCCUGCCCACCAGCCACCCUUUCUCUGAGUACCAAACCAUACCUGUUCGCCCCAUCCAUGUGGAAACUGACUUUUUGAGUCAGCUUGUGAACUUUCUGGAGGAGAACAAGCUCCUCAUCCUUGUUGCUGCCACUUUCAUCCUUCUGGUCUUCUUUAUUAUCUGUGGGGCAAUUUUCAUGAGCCGCCGGCGAAAGGUCAAUGCCUACUACCCUUCCUCCUUCCCCUCGAAAAUGUAUGUGGACCACAGAGACAAAACCGGAGGUGCUAAACUAUUUAAGGAAAUGCCAGAAAAACCGGCUCCUGAGCAAGAAAGUGAGCCAGUGGACUCUCACAAGCAGCUCCAGGCCGACAUCAUGAAGGCUGCCAAGAGCCUGCGCACGCUAAACAAAUCUACUGAUGCUGCAGAGGGAAGUGACCUCAGUCAGAAAGUAACAGACUGUAGUCCUGAGGACAGCUCUAAACCAGAUGGCAGCAUCCUGGAUCAGCACCUACCAAGUCUCCCUGAGGAAAAGGAGCCAUGGGAGCUCUCUGACAGCGACGCGGCUUCAGCAGGAGGCAGCCCAGAGCUGAGUCCUCCAGAGCAAGAUGACUCGCAGGAGCCUUUGAUUGACAGGAGUCUCCAGCCCUCCUCUCUGCAUAUUCACGACUCUGCUACAUUUCAGCUGAUCGCAGGAGAGAAAACUGCCUUCUAACUACUCUUAACACUGGGACCUGAAUAUGUUCUCCACCUGAAUCCACCAGUGGCAAUUUGUCCUGUAAACUUCAAAGAUUUCCACAGAUUUACAAAGAAGGAAAAAAAAAAAAGUUUCCAAGUUCCAAUCACUUGAUAUUUUUCUUUUUUGUUCAGUGCAAGAAAGACAAGUGCAGCAAAGCUUUCCUCUGACUGGAUAUAUCAUUAUUGCAUUUUGUAAACAUGUCUCACGGAGUAAUGUCUUUAAUAUCUGGCAUAAAAAUGAUUUCCUUUUAUGUUUUUUUUUUUUUUUUAAAUUCCUUAAGCAUUCCUGCUUAGGGGCAAAUUCAGUAAAAAGGAAUAAAUUGCACUCGAAACAAAACAUGAUACAGGAUACUUUUAUUUUAGACUUUCUAGGAAGCGGUACUAAAUAAUCCUAAACUACACUUAAAACCAGUGGAGCCUUUAAUUGUUUCAAAUCACUUUGCUUAAUUGCAUAUCAAAAGGUCAGUGCUUAGGGUGCAGACAGGAUACUUAAACAGCUCUUAGCUUUAAUCAAUAUCUCCAUCACACCAUUUGAAAUAAACACUCAUCAAGCUCGAAAGUUUAAAAUAUAUAACAUUCUCAAAAAUAAGGCUCAACUUUGUACCAACAACCCAAACAGUGCUCACGUUGUGCGUUUACGUGACAGGCUAAGAGAUUAAGUAUGCAGGGUUAGAGGACCACAGACUACGCAUGGUGUAACAGUGCUACAGAGGGUUGGUGAUGGUGCACUUGUAAUCAAUAUAUUAGGUGUGCGUUAUCAGUACUGCAGGAAAGUGGAAUACUGCUGCUUUUCUUCCUGGCAGUGGGAGGCAAGCAGUGGCCUCCAGCUCAGAGCGAGAGCGCUCUCUUCAAUUGCUGGCCCUGGCUGCCUCCUGCUGGCCGUCCUGUUGCUUGUGGCGAUAGUCAGCCAGAGCAGCCUUGAUGGCAUCCUCCGCAAGCACUGGGGAGGAACAGGAAUUAAAGGUUGAAGAUACUGCACAUACGUGUGUGGAACAGUUUGGAAAAGAAGAAAAUCAUUAGAGGAAUUCAGUGAAGACUUACUGGAGCAGUGGAGUUUAACCGGUGGAAGACUGAGCUCUUUGGCAAUGUCAGUGUUCUUUAUUGUCAAAGCUUCAUCCACCUGAAAAGAAAAGCACAUACUGUCGCUCAAUUAACCAGAAAAACUUGAACAGAGCGGAAUAAAGAAGAAGAACAAAAGAAGUGAGAGAGGAGUGUCAUGUCUGUAGUGUGUUCACUCACAGAUUUGCCCUUCACCCACUCGGUGGCCAGAGAGCUGGAGGCGAUAGCAGAGCCGCAGCCAAAGGUUUUGAACCUGGCAUCCACAAUCUUCCCCUGGUCAUCCACCUCAAUCUGUCAAAAUGAGAGUUUUUACAGUUUUACUCAAGUGCCAAAGUGGGAAAGCAACUACAAGGGAUGACUUCAUUGUGAACCAGUGGAUUAAAAGAAUUGCUCCUGUUACCGUUCAGGUGAUUUGCACAGUGUGUUUAUCCAAAAAAAUAACAUGGGAUGCUUUAUAGCAAUGCUAAACCAAAUCAUGAAAGACUUAGCGCCAUCUACUUGGUAGAAUAAGAAUGUAGUGUAUCAGUGCUCUGUGUGGUUCUCCCACUUCUACUGUGUUAUUAUAAUCCAGCCCAAAUGGCUCUGUGUGUAUACAAGAGGCUGUAAUCCAUCCAUACUUAGUGACAAACAUACCUGGAGCUUCAUUACAUCUCCGCAGGCUGGAGCUCCCACCAAGCCAGUCCCAACAUUCUUGGAGUUUUUGUCCAGUGAGCCCACAUUACGUGGGUUCUCAUAAUGAUCAACCACCUUCAGACAACAGAGAAAAGAAAAACAAUGUGUGAGGAAACAAUUUACCAAAGUGGGUUUUAGCAAAUUGUAGACAGUAUUUUGUAAUACUAAAAUAAAUGACAGGAACCCAGACGGCAGUCGCACCCUGGAAUGCUUUUUCCAUUCUAAAACAAAUCAGAAAAUAAAUGUCUAGAAAUCUUGUGCAUCACUGUUAUACAACGACUAGUUUCCUCCAUUACGUAAGGGAGACUGAAAUAAACAGAUUAGGACUGGAUUUCAUUGUCCUCUAUACCAAUGCCUGCAUCCUGCCCGCUCCCCCUAGUUUGUGCUGAGUCAUUCUGACCAAGAAAACACUAACUGGCUGAGCUUGUAUCACAGUGAAUGUUGUAAAAAGGACUAUAUUUAAUACACAAAAUUUCAUGGGAUUUGAAAUUACUGCAUGUCUGUGUUUUUGUUUACUCUUAAAAACCGAGUUAUCCACAUAUUUAUGAUCCUUCAGCAUUUUAUAACUAAUUUUAUGGUGUGGAAUAAAAUUAGUUACAUUA
This is a messenger RNA of Xiphias gladius (swordfish), 3681 nucleotides long. It is a transcript of the gene tmem119b, whose product is annotated as transmembrane protein 119b. Bases 498 to 1325 code for a protein of 275 amino acids. The transcript has 2 exons. The record is from RefSeq and is a predicted model, not a curated record. Lineage: Eukaryota; Metazoa; Chordata; Actinopteri; Istiophoriformes; Xiphiidae. Gene Ontology annotation, cellular component: plasma membrane. Gene Ontology annotation, biological process: positive regulation of osteoblast proliferation; ossification; positive regulation of osteoblast differentiation.